This is a messenger RNA of Ceratotherium simum simum (southern white rhinoceros), 1857 nucleotides long. RefSeq names its product tubulin folding cofactor E (gene TBCE). The record is from RefSeq and is a predicted model, not a curated record. Gene Ontology annotation, molecular function: protein binding. Gene Ontology annotation, biological process: cytoskeleton organization. Lineage: Eukaryota; Metazoa; Chordata; Mammalia; Perissodactyla; Rhinocerotidae.
UUAAAAGCAUGUUGAAGAUAAAAAGAGAUCUGCUCAUAUUUUGUAUUCUGGCCAUAUUAUAAUGAAUGUCACAUUGACGUCAGAUGUCAUUGGUCGAAGAGUUGAAGUUAACGGAGAACAUGCAACAGUGUGUUAUUUUGGUAUUGUCCCUCCAGUGGCAGGACUCUGGUUAGGAGUGGAAUGGGACAAUCCCGAGAGAGGAAAGCAUGAUGGAAGCCACGAAGGGACUGUAUAUUUUAAAUGCAGGCACCCAACAGGAGGAUCCUUUAUUCGUCCAAACAAAGUGAAUUUUGGAGUAGACUUUCUUACUGCACUUAAGAACCGCUAUGUGUUAGAAGAUGGACCAGAGGAAGAUGGAAAAGAGCAAAUUGUUACAAUUGGAAAUAGACCUGUGCAAACGAUUGGUUUUGACUCUAUUAUAAAACGGCAAAGUCAGCUGAACAAGUUGGAAGAAAUUUCUUUGAGGAAUCUUGCAGUAAAUGGUGCUGGUGAUAAAGGAGGAAUUGCCAAAGCAUGUCCUAAUAUUAGAAAGGUAGAUUUGUCAAGAAACCUGUUGUCAUCGUGGGAUGACGUCAUAGAUAUUGCCGAUCAGCUCAAAAACCUGGAAGUUCUUAACCUCAGUGAAAAUAAACUAAAAUUUCCCUCUGGUUCACCAUCUCUAAUCGGAACAUUUUCUACACUGAAGGUGUUAGUCCUUAACCAAACAGGAAUAACAUGGGCUGAGGUGCUCCGGUGUGCCUCUGGGUGGCCUGUCCUUGAGGAACUGUACCUUGAGUCUAACAAUAUUUUCAUUUCGGAAAGGCCUGCUGAUGUUCUACAGACGGUCAAGUUAUUAGACCUUUCCUCUAAUCAAUCAAUUGAUGAAAAUCAGCUGUUUCUAAUAGCUUAUCUGCCCAGAUUAGAACAACUAAUCCUUUCCGAUAUUGGAAUUUCUUCUUUACAUUUUCCGGAUGCUGGAAUUGGGUGCAAGACGUCAAUGUUUCCUUCCUUGCAAUACCUUGUAGUAAAUGACAAUCAGAUAUCACAAUGGUCAUUUAUCAAUGAGCUGGAUAAGUUGCAGAGUCUGCACACCUUGUCCUGCAUGAGAAACCCCCUGACCGCAGGAGGCAAAGACGCGCAGACCACCCGUCAGUUCAUCAUCGCCAGAAUUGGUCAGUUGAGGACCCUGGACAGAUGUCAGAUUCUACCAGAGGAAAGGCGUGGAGCUGAGCUUGAUUACCGAAAAGCAUUUGGAAAUGAAUGGAAGAAAGCUGGUGGACAUCAGAAUCCAGACAAAAACAGACCAAAUGAAGAAUUUCUUGCAGCCCAUCCUAGAUACCAGUUACUCUGCCUUAAAUAUGGUGCACCUGAAGAUGAGGAACUCAAAACACAACAACCAUUUUUGCUGAAAAACCAGCUACUAACACUGAAGAUAAAAUAUCCUAAUCAACUUGGCCAGAAUGUCCUAGAGAAACAACUGCCAGACUCCAUGACAAUCCAAAAGGUGAAAGGAUUGCUGUCACGUCUUCUCAAAGUUCCUGUGUCAGAACUUCAGUUGUCCUAUGAAAGUCCCAAAAUGCCGGGCAGAGAAAUUGAACUAGAAAAUGACCAACAGUCACUACAGUUUUAUUCUGUGGAAAGUGGAGAUUGUCUAUUAGUGCGAUGGUAACAGCCAACUAAUAAAAUUCAGAGACUAGACUGUUUGUUUAUUGUUACUGGGGUUCGCUAGAAAUAAAUGAUUUAUUGAAACAAUUCUACUGUCAAAAAAUAAGGUUUUACAACUUGCCCUAAGUAUAGAAAAGGUUGUAUUUUUCAUUGGGAAGAGACCAUUUCUAGGCUUAUAUAUAACAGCAAUAAUAAAGGCUUUGCACCUACUAA